UCAACUCUUGAGACAGGGAUAGCGUGAAAAGGUGUGUGAUACGCAUAUAGACAAAUUAAUGUGUAAAUGAUGAAUUCCAACUCUUGAGAUUUAUUAAUUUGCUAUGGUAUAAAAGAGCACUGUAUGACAUCACUUUAACUCAACAUGUUAAACACUAACGUGUUGUUUUUCAUCAGGAGUAUCAGAGUAUUUCCAGACAUCUCACUGGUUUUUGUAAACCAAGGAUGGGCAAAAGGGUUAUCCUGGCAUUAAAUAUCUUUGUAGGAUUAAUUAGGAUCGUGUUCCACUUGCCUUCAGGGAAGGAUCUACAAGAGCAAGUCCAUGGACAAGGGCAAGACCUAGAUUUGUCCAUUAUGAAUGACAGCACUAGAAGAAACAAAUCUGAUUUAAUACAAACACUAGUAAUUGUAAAAGGAGGCCUCUAUUUGGCUAAUUUCAUCUUUGUAACGGCAGUGACUGUAUCAAUAAUUUGGACACUGAGACAGAACUCUAAAAUCAUGAAAGAAAUGAGAUACAUCCUCUUAUGCCAUCAUCUCCUCUGUUCCUCUUUAUUCUUUUGCUUUGGCAUAGUGUCCAAUGCAAUGCAAACAUUUAAAGUACAAAAAGUCUGGAUAUGGAUAAUCUUUGGCAUACAAACAUCAAUUGGAGAAACAGUGCUAGUAACCUUGGCCUUGAUGGCGCUUAACAUUUGCUUAGCCAUUUGCUGGCCUUUGAGAUACUUGGCAUUUGUUCACUUGGUGAAACACAAAGUUAUCAUUUGUAUUUGGCUUGGAACAAUGCUCAAAUCUGUGUGCUUGAUAAUUGUAGAAGGCACGGAUGAGGAUCCAUGGACAAUAUAUGAAGCAGAGCCCUCUUGUCCAACUAUACUGGGAGGUAAUUUUGCCAAAAUAUCUGGAACUGUUUUCAUUUCACUUCUUGCAGCCGUCAUAGUAACUGCUUAUUUUUUCCUAUGCAGAGAAGGAAAGCUCAGUGGUCAUUUUAAUUGUUCAAAUAAGAAAGCCAGAAAAACAAUAAUUAUUCAUGGUUUACAAAUGAGCUUCCAUAUCCUUCCACCCUUGAUCAUCAUAGCUAUCGGAAAAGGAUUAGAACACACUGAGAUAAAAUUUGGAGCUUUUGUUGUUUUCUUAUUUGCACAAAGUUUUAGUCCUGUGGUUUAUGGACUGCGGAACAAAGAACUUCGGGAAAAGAUACGUUUCAGACAAGAAGGAAAUGAAUACUGUAACUACUUGGUAAACUACAUUAACAUCCCACAGCAACUUCAGAUGGCAGAAGAUUCUGCAAAAGGAUGGAUCUCUUCUCAGUGUAGUAUAUAAGCACUUUCAAGUAAAUAUUUCUUAGGUUUUUAAAUGGAUCUGACUGAAUUAGAAGACGUGGAUACCCACAAACUAUAUCAGACAUUAAGCAAUAAUUCAACUCACACAACUGAAUAUACCAACUUUAAAAUAAAAUAAAAAACAGAUUUCCAACUCCAGCGCUGGAAGCCUUGAGCACUGCUCUAUCUUUGCUUUAAAGUUUAAAGGGAUAACGAAUGAAAAAGAAGCAACACAGAAAGCAAAGGAAAUCAUGGGGAAAAGGGAGGUUUAGGCACUGCCAGACAGGGUACUAGAAAUUAUAUAUUAUAGAAUAGAUGAGAUGUGGGAAACCUUUUGCUCUCCAGCUGUUACUGACUACAACUCCAGCAAGCAUGGCUAAGGAGUUGUAGUUCAGCAACACCUGGAGGGCCAAAGGUUCUCCACACCUAGUAUAGAUCAAGGUUUUCUACUGUGUGGAAGUCAACAAUUUAAAAGAGAACCCGUGAAGUUGGUGGAAGGAGGAAAAGAAGCACAAAGGGACACCUCUUCAUCACAAUUCUAACUGAUGGAUACCAGGGCAGUAUUCAUGCUUCUUUGUAUUGCUUUGCUCCUGGCAGCAUGCAAUCCAUCCUUCUUAGGCCAUGAGCAGUGCACCGACAGAGUUGACAGUCAGCAUGUUUAUGAACAUUUUAGCAGGUCAGCCAAUGGCACAGGGGCUAAUUUCAAAAAGUAAAGCCAGGUUUCUUGUAGGCCAUAGCUAGGGUCCUAAGGAGUUUUGAGAGAUUACAGCCUGCUUAUGCUACAGACCCCACUCCCGCUUUGGUGUUUGACAAGUCAGCAAAGUUACAUAUUUUCCACAACAAUUUAUGUAUGUAUGUGCAUUAAUAUGAUGUGUCAUACAUAUUCAACAACCAUGAUAAAUUGUCUUAAGAGUUAUUCAGGGGCUUGUUUGAUGGUGCUAUUACAAUUCAGAUGUGUGUGGCAUUCUUAUAAAUGUUUUAGGUCCUAGCUACAAAUGAAAUUUGGUUAGUCUUGCCAUGGCCUGAGGAUUAUCCACUUGUGUUAACGCUGAGGUGGGCUUUUUCACUGGCACCACCAGUGUUAUGAAAUGCACUCCCUGCUGAAAUAUAAGAGACCACAUUUGUAUUGACAUUCUGCUUUUAAAGACACACCUGCUUACACAAGCAUUCCCUUAGUUUCUUGACCUCAGUCUUAUGUUUUAAUUGUUGGAUUGUUUUAAAGGGAUUGUUUUAUUGUGCAUUUUAAUUCUGGAUGUUGAUAUUUUAAUGUUUUAAUGUGGCUGUUUUAUUGUGUAUUUUUAAUUCUGGGUUGAUAUUUUAAUGUUUGUGUAACUGGUUUUUAUAUUUUGUAAAUUUCUUAGAAGCCUAUGAAUGAAUGAAUGAAUGAAUGAUAGUUAUAAAUAAUAUAUAAUAUAAUAAAUGAUAUUUAUAUAAGAUGCUAAACCAGGUUACUUAAGAUACGACCUUAUCCCUUACUCACUGCAUUCUGUAGGAGAGUUACUCCUUCAAGUCCCUAAAAUAUCAGAAGCCCACUACAGUAACUCAGAGCAGGGCUUUCAGUGUGGCUUCCCCUGUUUUGUGGAACACCAUUCUUGUUAAGAUAUGAAUGGUGCCCACUAUCUGUACAAUUGAAAACAGUUUUGUUUCAAAAAGCUGGAUGAAUAGGUCUCUGCCUUAGGUGUUCAUUUUGUACCAGUUGCUGGAAAAUGCAGGAGUGAAGUGUUAAUGUGCUUAGAUCCUGCUUGCAGGCUUCCCAUAGGCAUCUUGUUGGCCACUGUGAGAACAGAAUGCUGGACUAGAUGGGCCACUGGUCUGAACCAGUAGGCUUGUCUUAUGUAUUCUUUUUAAAUUUAUUUUUAGUUGCUAUU
Molecule: messenger RNA, 3180 nt
Organism: Rhineura floridana
Lineage: Eukaryota; Metazoa; Chordata; Lepidosauria; Squamata; Rhineuridae
Exons: 3
Coding region: 225-1313 (362 amino acids)
Source: RefSeq, a predicted model, not a curated record